AUGAGUGAGAAUACUAUUGAAGACCCAAAAAAUGAUUCGAACAAUUUCAUGAUCAAUUCGUUAGCACGACACCUAUUUUUCAGCAAAAUUUUACCCCUGCUGCCGAUAGAAUCUUCGUCCCAUAACUAUCAAGAGGUAGAAAACGGAACAUUCUACUUGUCCUGCAGAUCUGUUGCGUUCAACAUAACAGUACACAGAAACUUGAACCCGGUUGUGAAGAACAGUCUAGAUUUGAUAGAUUAUAUCCUACAAGAUGAGCCAAUUACCUCUAACAAAUUGAAUGAGGACUCGAUGCAUUCGAUCCUGGUGGUUGUACGACUGCUAAGUGACUUGCUCGAAUUUUACUGGGAUUGCAUAGAAAGUAGGACUAGUGCUGCGGAGUUUGACCCAACGUACACGAGGCAAAAAAAAUUCUUUAAGGGUUCUGCUGUUGGGUUUUCCACGCAUAGACCAAGCUUCCACAGUGUUCAACCAGAACCUAUAGAUCCACCACUGAUUACCAGGCUAUUGGAAACGUGUACACGCAUCAAAUUUAAUACUAGACUUCUUAGCGUUUUGAAGGGCAUGGCACCAGGUUUGUUUGGUCCUGGAUCCUCAACGUUGACUAAUAUUCUUCCCAUCUACCAGAAGUUUCUAAAGGACAAAAACUUCCCUUACUACACUGCCAAAAUCGAUUUGACGGUGGACUACAUACUGAAGUUUGCAGCAGCAGCAAAUCCGAAACAGUACCACCAAUUUUUGAACUCGAAAGUAUCUCACGUUUCUGCUAAUAAUAUCAAUUCAACAUCGGAACUUGGAAUAGUGCGGUACCUGGACUUCUUCGGCUGUAUGUUUUUGACAGAUAAAACCCUGGCACAUUUUUUGGAGACUAUAAAAUCAAUGGCGACCACUAUGAAACGAAACGCAUUGUAUCCAUUACUUUUAUACUACGCUGGGAAGGCAGUACUGUUUUGGAUUAUGGCAAGGCCGGAAGAGUACAUUUAUUUGGCACAAAAACUACAGCAUAUAAAUAACGAGACUACACCGCAUUACGUGAAAACCAUACCGCACUUGGCAACCUGUAUGUUUGACGACGUAUACUCACAUUUUAACAUUUCUGGUAUCUUAACAAGUACAACCGAAUUUGCAUCGGAACAACACUUGGCUGCUCAUAACCAACCACAUUCCAGCUCCACUGCAGGUAAUAACGGAAAUGCUACCUACCAACCAAUCCACCACCCAAGCCAGGCAAGUACACCUGUUGGCGGAGAUGUCAGUCGCACAUUACAUCAUGUAGCUUCACACGCCAGUGGCCACAGUUCAGCCAUCAAUUCGAUCGAAGAUAGAGUACUUGUUUCGCCUGUUAUGUCAUCCAACUUUUCACCUUCAUCUUUCAUUAGUGAAACAAAGUCGAUUUCUAGAGAUAUCGCCAGUUCCGCCUUUCAACCUCCCAUGUCAUUCUUUAAUGAGCCGCCCGCAACGCCUUCAGAGACCUCCCAUGUGUUUCCGUAUUUGUCCAUGGAAGACACGCCAGUGUCCAGCUUGAUUUCAAACAUUAACUCAUUAGACAACAUCCUGGAGCUUUACACAAACCUACAUAGCAACGAACUGCUAUCAUACUCCACCGUAUUGAGGUUUUUGUCCAUCCUGCUUUUUUUGGACCCAGACACGUUCCCCGAAAUUAAUUUCACCUCGUUCAAAAACAUCCCAGACGUAUCAGAUUUAUCAGAUUUUACAGUUAAGACAAAAACAAUGCGUCAUUCUGGUAGUACCAAUGGAGGAGAUAAGGAAAAAUCGCAAAGCAUCAAACAGUUUAGACAUAGUUUGAAAAAGUUGACCACGUUGCCUGGCUCCAAAAAGUCGCGACAAGUCAAGUUUUUGACUCUUUUGAUAAAAAAUUUAAACGGUUCGCAAGUGGCAUGUGAUGUGGCCUUCAUAGACUCCUUGAAAACUUUACUAUCUAUCCUGACCAUGUCUUCCUCCGUCUCGUUACAUAACCAACAAUUUCCAUGUGUUGUAUUCUCGAAAAGAAUAUACAAGAUACUGGGCAAUAACUUUGACGUUGGGAGAAAUUGGGCCGCCCCAACUAACAAUCACAUUAAAAACUGUUUGACAAGAAACGCGAAAACCAAGAAGUGUUUACAAUUAGAAUUCUUUGCAGCAGGUCUGCAACUCGAUCCAACUUACUUCUUGCAACAUUUAGAUUUGGAGAAGGAAUUAGACGAAGUCAAUUUAGAAAAGUUAUCGAUUUACACCGAAGGUUUCAGGAUUUUCUUUCAUCUUUUAGAGAAAAAUGAUCUGAGAAUCGAACUUGCAAAGAAAACUUCAGACUUUUUCAAGACUUUGUUCUGUACCGUGGCUGAUAUCUUACUAAAGGAUUUUCCAUAUUUUGAUGACAAGGUGACUAAUAUUGUGUCUUCGAUUCUGGAUGGAUCAAUCCUUGAAAAGUUUGACAAAACAAGAUCGUUAUCCAAUAUUAACGAGUCCGCAGCUGGAUCAUCCGAGGUUGGGAGUUUGGAGGUUUGCUCAGCGGGGUCGUUAACCAGACGAUCCACGUCAUCUAAAGGCAGCGGCAGAAAUGUUCCAGGAUCUUGGGACGUUGAGGAAGUUUUGCCGUCUAUCGUAAGUGCGGACAAUUCAACCGAUUUCCAUAAAAACUUGCCUGAUGAUGAUAGUAUAGACACCCCAUUCGACAUCAACAAGCUUAUUGUUCCGAAUGCGAAAAGGCGCUCGGCAAGUAUGCCACAAAAAAGAUUCAUUUCACUGAGCUCUCCUACGGACCUAGAAAAAAAUAGAUUUAGCCCAAGUUUUCCAGGAACCAAAAAUGAUAUGCCCAAUCUUCCGACGUCACUGGCACACCAUUUCCCUACACACAUGCAUUCUUCAAUGCCUAAAACUCUUAAGUCGCCAAAACAGAAAAAUGACGCAGCAAGGAGACUAUCUGAUGAGAAACUGUCCAAAUUCGCUAGUUCCACCAAGGCAAGUUUGCGCCAACUCCAGGAACCUAUUCAUAAUCCAGGAACUCCGUCGAGAGAGAACCACAAACUUGAAAACGAUCAUGCAAGAAACAUUAUGAUGAACAUAUUUAGUAUUUUCAAAAGACUGACCAAAUUUUUCAUCCUUCCUAAUGCGGGUCAAAAAUCUGCCGAGUGGGUUUCAAGGGACUUCAAGAAUAUUAUUAAACCUAUCUUUGUUGCCAUCAUGGACAAGAAUAAAGUACUGCAGAAUUCUGCCCAAUCAUUUAUGGAUAUUUUGGUCAAUUACAUGAGCCAAGGAACCGAAGACAUAGAAAAGGACAAACUAUAUGAGUUCUAUAUCCUAUCGAGUUAUACUGUGUCGCUAUUUGCAGCGACAUUGUUUGAUUUAAAAAUCUCAAAUGCUAAAAGAGAAAUUCUGUUAGGAGUUGUGGUUAAAGUCCUGAAACUAAGGUUGGAACUUAGCAACUCAGCUAUUGUCGCAGGUAUAGAAAAUGGUAUAGUUGAGAUAGAUGCAUCAGUUUUUCCUAUUGUUGCUAUUACUGUUGGGGGUGGUUUAUUCGUUUCAUUGUUUUGCAAUGAUGGCAACGUUCCCAUUUACUUAAGGGAAGGAUAUAAACACUUCUAUGAAGCCAUACAGUUUUAUGAGACCUAUGUUGACAAUGUUGAUGAAACCUGCCUGUACAAUAUUGAAUUUAUAAAAGUGAUGUCACUUGAUACUUAUGCUUCAUCAGGCUCAGUGGCGUUCCAGAGGAAGCUGAAGAAUAACAUAUUAAAGUAUAUCUCAUUUCCUGACUCCAUUUUACUUGAUGCGAUGAGCGUUCUGUUCAGAAAGUGGUCUGCUUACACGCAGAUAAAAUAUUUUUCUCAAAGAGAACUGACAGAUUUCAGAAAUAUAGCCGGCAUUUUAGCUGCAAUAUCUGGUGUUAUCAUGAGUAAAGACUGUACCGGCUUAAUGGAACUGAAUGACUAUCCAUUACUAAAGGUAAUGCGCAAGGAUUUGAUUGUCAGUACAAACGAGUUUAUCAAACAGCAGUGUGAAUGGCUAAACAACUCUGAAUUAAUAACACGUGAAAACUCGAGGGACUUACUGAGUAUUGAACUGCACCCUAUGUCGUUUGGACUUCUUUUCGAAAACCUGAAAAUCAAGAUUAAUAUGCUCGAAAAAAUAGACAUCUCUGAUCCAAACCAAGAGUCUAACUUUGUUUUACUCGAACAGAUAAUUAUUAUUUUGAAAACGAUUUUACUACGUGACGAUGACGAACAUGUCCUUAUUCUCUUUUCUCCUCAUUUAGUGAACUCCAUCGACGACUUAAUAGGAAUUGUAGAAAAGAUUGAUGACAGUUCCAUAAGAUAUUAUAAAAGUAUCAUCCAAAUGUCUAAAAUGUUCAAAGCUCUGCAGCAUUGCGAAGUGAACUUAGGCUUGAAACAUCAUUUUAAAAUGAAGAACAAAUGGAUGAAACUGGUUAUCAACUGGUUUGAAUCGACUAUCACAAGAACAUAUGAUUUCGAAAAUUUAUCUAAAUCGCACCGUGAAAUGGAUCUGAAGAAAAGAGAUAUGGACUUCCUUUUCAUCGAUACUUCCAUUGAAUCGUCAAAGGCGCUUGCCUAUUUGACAGAAGGAGUUCCCUUGGAAGUACAGUCGUCAAACACUAAAGACGAAAUGGAUAGGUCCACUACGGUUGUUUUCGGGAAGUAUUUUACCAUUCUACUGAAGGGCCUGGAAAAGAGUACGAGUUCUGAUAAGUUUCCUGUUACUCUGAAACAUAAAAUAAAUUUACUCAACGGAAACUUGAUUCUGUCUUUGACGAACUUAUCAAAUUCCAAUGUUGAUGCAAGCUUCAAAUUCACCUUACCAAUGGGAUAUUCCUCUAAUAAGAACAUAAAAAUUGCUUUUCUCAAGGUAUUUAUUGAUAUUGUCACCAAUUAUCCCCAGAAAACUGAGAUGUCAGAAAAGAAACAGAUUGAAGCGAUGGAUAAACUUAUUCUACUUUUGAUCGAGCACCCUAGAAUUGCAUUUCAGGGUAGUUUGAUGUGCAAGUCGUCUGAAAUUGAUGCGUAUGCUGCCGGCCUGGUAAAUGGUUUUGAAACUCGGAAUGCCGGUCAUGUCGUCGUCAAAGAAUUGAUCAUCAAUGAGAUUGAAUGCGCGAAUGAGCACUUGGAUGUUCUGCGGAGGAAUAGUUGCGCAACCAGAGCAUUAUCUCUGUAUGCCAGAAUCAAGGGAUGUGAUUAUUUAGUGAAGCUAUUACGGCCAAUUCUGCAGGAGCUGGUUGAUACGUCUGAUAACUUUGACAUUGAAAAAACAGAACCUGAAGGAGAGUCAAACCAGUCUAUCGAGAUGUUCUUAAGGUACUUGGAUAAGCUGAGCAAUGCUAUUCUCGACUCACUGGAAUACUUUCCGCCUGAACUAAGACUGAUAACCCACGCCGUGUACGUGGCUAUGAAAGAAAAAUUUCCAGAAUAUGCUCAUAUUGCAGUGGGGACGUUUGUGUUUUUACGCUUUAUUGGCCCGGCAUUAGUUUCGCCUGAAUCUGAGAAUAUUAUUUUAACGCUUCCUCUAUCAAGUAAAAAGGCGGUUAUAGCUUUAGCGAAGGUUGUACAGAACAUGGCGAAUGGUUCUGAUAACUUUGAAAAAUGGGAGAUUUUAUCAAGGCAUGCUUCGGUUUUGAAAGAGCACACCCAGAAGAUACACAGCUUUAUCGUGGACCUAUGCGAGCCUAAUGUGGAAAUAUAUAUUCCAAUACGGUUCAAGGGGCCUCCUAUUGUUUUUGACUAUCAUUUUUUGCAUCGUUUCUUGUAUCUGCAAGAGCUCAAUAUUAGAACGAAGAGCAUGAAACUGGUAGACUCUGCAGAAACCUUUGAGAAACUAAAAAUUCUUUGUCUUGACAUUGACGAUAUUCUGGGUGAAUUAGGACUUCCACUUAUGGAAUUAACAAACGAUUUACCUGUAUUUGUCAAGGAAAAUAUGGACAGAUACCCAGAACUUUAUGAGUAUAUGAAUCGUCACGCCUUUAAACAGCUUCCUGGAGAAGACGAAAGUCAUGCUGUGAUGCCAGUUUAUCAAUCAAUGUCUCCAACGGGUGUUCCAAUUCUAAUAAUCUCAUUUCAAAGAAUUGAUCCGGAGUUACGCGACGUGGAGAACGUAGUGUACUCGCUAUUACAAAUUUAUGCCAAAUUAUGGACAAACCAACACUAUAUUCUGAUGGAUUGCACUGGCUUUAGAAUAAAUGUUUCGAACUUCAAGAAACUCUGCAAAUUGUUUUUCAGUUUAACACCCAUCGUGGCUGUGAAAAACUGCAUCAAGGUUUAUUACCUGAAUCCAACGGAGCUAUUUAUGACAAGUUGGCUAGCUCAAAGGGGCAAAGAAAACCUUUUCUCUCAAACAGGGACGCAGUUUGAGUUUAUCAACACAUCUAGUGACCAAUCUCUGUUGAAGAGUUUGGGCCUAUCGACUGAUAUUUUGGAAACAUUACAAAACACAAGAAUCUCACUUCAUGACAUUCAUAUUUACAAUGAAGCAAGACAGUGCUUUUGCCCGAUAUCUUUGAAGAUCGGCUACACGCAAUUCCAAGUUCUGCACGAGGAACCUCGAUCUUAUACAUUGGACGAACCAAGGGAGGAAUUUGACGUAAUGCUGAAUGAUGUAUUCAGCUUUUAUGAUGUAUUAUCUGUUGCUGCCUCAAAUGUAACGGGCGACGAAAAUGAGUUCACAGUUAACUUCUACGACGACACAAGACUGAUAUUUUCUAGUCCAAAACAUUUGGAAAUUGUGAAAAUGUUUUAUUAUGCGGAAUCAAAGCUAGAGACUGAGUUCUAUGACACUGAUAUCACAUAUUCCCAAACACAAGACAAGAAAAAAAAGCAGAUCGACAAUAGGAAUGAAAUCAUAGGCCACUUGUGCCUCGUGUUUAUCGUUGGAUUGUUUAACGAAGAUGAUACUGUCAAAAACAUUUCAUUCAAUUUACUUGUCGCUACACAGGAGGCGUUUAAGCUUGAUUUGGGCACGAAAUUCUAUCAGUCAGCUGAGAUAUACGUUCCAAGCAAUACCACGACCUUUUUAGUUUUGGUUACCGAGGCGUUAUCAACAAGCUUUCCAGAGUUGACUCCAUACAUCUGGAAGUUUAUGAUUGACGGUUUAGAAAGCCACAUUGUGCCAAACCAUGCGAUUUCCACCAUCGUAACAUGUUUGAGUUAUUGGAUACCUAAUCUUUACCAAACAUUUUUUAUUACCGAUAAUGCUGAUAAUCCAGAGCUCGCAUCACACGUUGUUCAAACUUUGAUUAGACUUACUCUACAGGAUUCCGAGUUUACUGCCAUGUACUUGCAGCAAAUUUGGUUCAAACUUGCCCUGGAUAACAGACUUACGUCGGUUCUUGUUGACGAAAUUAUUAAUCAUGCCAUGGAAAGGGACUCGGAAAACAAGGACUGGACGAAGGUGAUAACGCUAUUGACAGGUUUUGCUACAGUCGAGGUUGCCAGUGAACUGAUUAAAAAGUUGAUGAAAAUGAUGGAACUAUUUCUUCCCUCUCUGAAGGCAGAAAUAUAUUCACACAGUUGGUCGGAGCUAACAAUAUUAUCCAAGAUAUCCGUUGCUCUAUUUUUUGAAGCUCCACUACUUGCACAGAUGUUUCUUCCAGAGCUCCUUUUCAUUAUCUCGCUAUUGAUUGAUGUGGGACCUCCUGAGUUUAGGUUGACCUUACAUGAACUAUUGAUGAAUGUCUGCCAUUCUUUAACAAUCAAUGAGUCUUUGAGUCCAGAGUUCCGAAAGAAUCUUAUUGAAAUUUCAACUACAUUUUCUCAUCAGAAAUUGAAUGCAAUAGUAGGUUUCAGCCAGGACAAGGGGAGACUUACUCCAGCGUUGAAUGCUACUUCUUUUACAAGCAAAGUCAAUUCUCUGGAAAACUUUACCGCGAACGUUAUAAUGUUGAUGGAAAACAGUUCCGAGAGCGAAGCAUCUUUAUGGAAAACCAAAUUCAAGAAAUACAUACUGGAUUCCAUAUUCAACUUCAACUCCUUUUUAUCUGCGAGAGCAAUGAUGAUAAUAGGUAUAAUGGGCAAACAACAAACGUCUGAAUUAUUAUGUCGGGAACUGCUUGCAGAGACCAUGAAGGCGUAUGCCGAACCGGUAAGCAACGAGGAGUCUUUGUUUUUAAUUGUCGCUCAUACAUUUGCGUACAGCAAGCUAGUCCAUGGGUUAGAUCCUCUACUUCCUCUUUUGAAGGAGAUGUUCUGGCUGUCAACUUCAAUGCUUGAAUCGCCAUAUCCGAUUGAGUUUGAAGGCGCGUUAAUCUUUAUGACCAACUGUUUGAACAAGUUGUAUCCUAUCCAUUUCCUUGAUGACAGUAACAAGAAGAAUCUGCCCUCGGUAUUGAUGAAUUCACGCGGGUUUGCAAGGGAACAGCUGAAAGAGAUUGAAACCUACCAUGGCAGCCAAUGGUCUACAGAUAAUUUCCCUCACAUUGUCACUUCGUUCAUCAUCCGCGGAAUGUCUAUUCCUGUUGUGAAGGGUACUGCUUUAGAAUGCUUAAGGUCACUAUUCUCCAACGCUUACAAAGAACACGACAGAAAUGAGGAGAACAGACAUCAUUUGGUCUACCUGUUUUUGCUGUACUUGCUAUAUGCUUCAGAGAGUUUCGAGGAAAUGCUACAUGAAUUAAAAUUAGAUUCUGACAUGGUAGAACUGGAUGCUACACACAAAGUUCCGAAAACUUUGCUAGAUUGGGUAUCCGCUGAUAAGGACUGCCCCAACAUCUGUUUGUAUCAAAGCGCACUACUGUUCGACAGUUCGAUGUCUGACGAACCCUGCAAAUACAGGUUUACUCUAGUGGUACGGUACCUGCUGCAACGAAACCCGAUUUGUGCAUUCAGAAUAUAUUCUACGAUGCGGGUGGAGUUGAGGCGCAUAUCGAAUUUGGAGCAAACUUCCGAAUCCGUACUGAUCUCCUUUGAUAUCAUCAAUCUGCUCUUGUCUCAUGGUGAGUUCGAAGAAUUGGUGGAAUUUGGAAGAGAAACAGAGGCUAGGGUUGCUGCCAGAGGUUUAAAAUUGAGUGUUGCGUUUGAAUCGUGCGAAGUUUACUACACGCACACAGCGGCUCCCAAGAAUGAGGAUGCAGAACUGAUAUACAACAGGAAGCGGCUAAUGACAAUGAUUUUAGCCCGGAUGACCCGGUAUACGACCGCAUAA
Huiozyma naganishii CBS 8797 is the source of this 9138-nucleotide messenger RNA. RefSeq names its product GTPase-activating protein IRA1 (gene IRA1). Bases 1 to 9138 code for a protein of 3045 amino acids. Lineage: Eukaryota; Fungi; Ascomycota; Saccharomycetes; Saccharomycetales; Saccharomycetaceae. The transcript has a single exon. The record is from RefSeq and is a predicted model, not a curated record. Gene Ontology annotation, biological process: regulation of GTPase activity.